Messenger RNA from Psylliodes chrysocephalus, 966 nucleotides. NCBI's taxonomy places the organism in Eukaryota, Metazoa, Arthropoda, Insecta, Coleoptera, Chrysomelidae. The record is from the annotation of a GenBank genome assembly.
AUGAGAGUUCUUAUUUUAUUUACUGCAAUAGUUCUGUCCGUUUGUGGUUUUCAAGAACAUGAACACUGGCAGUCAUUUAAGCUAAAACAUAAUAAAACCUAUAAUAUUGUGGAAGAAAAACUUCGUUUUCAAAUUUUUAAAGAUAAUUUGAAGAAAAUCGAAGAACAUAAUGUCAGAUAUGAAGACGGAGAAGUUAGAUAUUAUUUGGGAGUCAACCAAUUUGCAGAUAUGACCGAUGAAGAGUUCAGUGAUAUGCUUCAACUUCAAGUUUCUAAUAAGCCCAAAAUUAUGGCAAAUGUCCAAGAAUUUUCAAAAGAUUUAAAGGUUCCAGAUUCUAUCAAUUGGUUAGAAAAAGGAGCAGUUUUACCUAUCAGAGAUCAAGGAGAUUGUGGAUCCUGUUGGGCAUUUAGUUCGGUUGCUACUAUUGAAGGUCAAAACGCUAUAAAAAAUAAUGUUUCCAUUGUACUCAGUCCAAAACAACUAGUGGAUUGUUCUAAUAGUUACGGAAAUGGUGGCUGCAACGGUGGAAAUCAAUUUCUUGCAUAUACAUACAUUGCCAAUUUCGGUAUUCAAUCUGAAAGUUCAUAUCCCUAUUCAACUGAAAAAACUGAAUGUAAAUAUUCAGCUGAUGAUGUUGCAACGCAAAUCAGUGGUUACAGAAGAAUUCAAGAAAACGAAGAAGAUCUUAAAGCAGCUGUUGGUACAAUUGGACCAAUCAGUGUGACUAUUCUGGCAGAUACUCUUAAAUUGUACGCAGGAGGUAUUUAUGAUGAUGCUGAAGCUUGCAGUGGGAUUUAUGUGAAUCAUGGCGUGGUCGUCAUUGGUUAUGGUACCGAAGAAGGAAUUGAUUAUUGGCUAAUUAAGAACUCAUGGGGCACCAGUUGGGGAGAAAGUGGCUACCUUAGAUUACACAGAAAUUACAGUGUUUGCGGUAUUUUACUUCAGAUGACUUAUCCAGUUCUAUAA